Racocetra fulgida is the source of this 222-nucleotide messenger RNA. Lineage: Eukaryota; Fungi; Glomeromycota; Glomeromycetes; Diversisporales; Gigasporaceae. The record is from the annotation of a GenBank genome assembly.
AUGGGUGAUAAUGUCCAAGAAAACGUAAGAGUUGGAGAGGAUGUUCCGACUGUAAGAGAACAACCAAGGGUGGAAAUAAUUAAUAGAAUUUCAGGAUUUGAAUUUAAUAUUAAUCAUAUAAUUGGAGCGGCUAGAUGUCCUAAAGGAUCGGGGGAACAAAAAUAUCUUGAAGAGGCGUUUAAUAAGCUUGAAACAGAAAUUCAGACAGAUAAAUUUUAUUAA